This is a messenger RNA of Dermacentor silvarum, 1172 nucleotides long. Its product is annotated as acanthoscurrin-2-like. The coding region runs from base 105 to 785 and encodes 226 amino acids. The record is from RefSeq and is a predicted model, not a curated record. The transcript has 2 exons. Lineage: Eukaryota; Metazoa; Arthropoda; Arachnida; Ixodida; Ixodidae.
GAAGCCGCAUAAAAACCGCCAGCCAAACGUUGAGCGGGCCUGUUGUCACUUCGGACGCGCUCUUGUGCACUGGUGCAAAUUCCGUUCACGCGACGACACAAGCGAUGAGAAUGGGUGGUCAGGCGCUCGCCUGGCUCGUGGUUGCUGCCUGCGUUGGGCCGGCUCUCUCCGGGUACCUGGUGCGCCGUCGUGUCUACGGCGGUGGUGGAUAUGGCGGUGGUGGAUACGGCGGUGGAGGAUACGGCGGUGGAGGAUACGGCGGCGGAGGACAAGGUGGCAGUGGAUAUGCCACUACGAGGUACUACUCUGGCGGCGCUGGCUACGGUGGCGGUGGAGCUGACUACGGCAGAUAUGGUGGUUACGGCGCCACCACCAGCUACCGAAGUGGAGGAGGUGGCUACGGUGGCGGUGGAUACGGGUCCGGCAGCGGCUACAGGUCGUACGGAGGGGGAUAUAAUGGCGGAUCGAGAGGCUACGGUGGCAGUGGAUACGGCGGUGGCAAGUCCUACACAAGCAGCGUUAGCCAUGGAAGCGGAAGAUAUGGCAGUGGUGGCUACGGUGGUGGUGGAGAUGGCGGCAGUGGUUAUGGCGGUGGCGGCUAUGGCAGCGGCGGCUAUAGCGGCGGUGGCUACGGAGGAAGCGGCUACGGCAAAGGUUCUUACGGAGCAGCGAGGUCGUACGGACGCGGAGGCUACGGUGGCGGAUACGGCGGGGGUUACGGUGGGGGUUACGGUGGGGGCUAUGGAGGGUCAGGUGGCUACGGAAAGUCACACUACAAAUGGUAAAGAGACUCUGCACUAGCGCUACACAAGCAAGCGCAAUUUUUUCUAUAUGAAACUAAAACCCUACAUGGGUAAUGUGCGUUUUUAUCAUCCGUCGUUUCACUAAUAACUGUUUCAAUGCGCUCAUGCCAAAUCCCACUACAUUUGGACAUAUCGUUGCGUUGCUGUGUGAUGUUUGUGACUGUUCGCGUACAGCAACUACACGUGUCUAAGAAUGUGCAAUAAAUUGACCGUUAUGCCCAGAUUUACUUUUUGUUUACUUGGGAGUUACUGCCAUCUUAUUAUGCCGAGCUUACUAAUUCGGAACCCACCUCCGGCAAGUUGUUUUUUCGUUGACUUUCAUUUCCCUUUACUUCGUCAUUUCUACAUUUCAAUUAAAACAACUAAUAG